Molecule: messenger RNA, 3682 nt
Organism: Armigeres subalbatus
Lineage: Eukaryota; Metazoa; Arthropoda; Insecta; Diptera; Culicidae
Exons: 2
Coding region: 764-3682 (972 amino acids)
Biological process (GO): DNA integration
Molecular function (GO): nucleic acid binding
Source: RefSeq, a predicted model, not a curated record
ACUCAGCAAGAGUCCUGAUUGAUUCUGGUUCGCAGACAUCAUUGGUAACCGAAGCCUUUGUUCGGAAGCUGAAGUUACCUCGCCGGAAUGGGAAGCUCGUCGUGAACGGUCUUGGCCAUCAGGAAAUGGGAACAACGCGUGGGUUGGUUUCUUUGCGCAUAGCAUCUCGGUUCAACAACAACGUAGUCCUGACCACCGAAGCCUACAUUCUUGGGAAAUUGACCACCACAAUCCCAUCUCAGCGGUUCAACUGUUCCAAUAUGAAGCUUCUCAACAAUCUAGGAGAAUUGGCGGACCCGCAAUUCAACCGACCAAGUGCAAUAGAUAUCAUACUAGGGGCUGACGUUUUCUAGCUCUUCUAGAGGGAGGACAAGUGAAGAACGAAAGUGGCCAUACAGUGGCCCAACGUACAGUGUUCGGAUGGAUUGUCGCUGGACAGUACGAUGCAUCAGGAACCACACAAAGUAACCACACCAUUGUGAACCUGCAUGUUGAAACGGAUCUAAACCGGACCUUGCAGCAGUUCUGGGAGCAGGAGGAGAUUUUCAAGCCACCAUCGCUUACUCUUCCUGAGCAGCAGGUCAUUGAACACUUCAAUUCGACCUUGCAACGCGAUGAAACAGGGCGCUUUAUCGUCAGACUUCCGUUUGAUGAUUCGAAGCCGGCGCUCGGCGAUUCUCUUGCCGUAGCGGUAAAAAGACUGAAAUCCAUCGAGAGACGAUUUACACUCGAUCCGGAGUUCAAACGUCAGUAUACAUCGUUCAUGCACGAAUACAUGGAACUCGGCCACAUGGAAGAGGUUCCAUCCAAUCAAGUGGAACGACCCAGCAGCGAGUGUUUUUAUCUGCCGCACCACGCCGUUAUCAAAAAUGACAGUUUGACGACAAAAUUACGUGUCGUUUUCGACGCCUCCUGUGCAUCAUCAUCGGGAGUCUCGCUGAACGAUAGACUGUUGGCGGGACCAAACAACAACUCUGACCUUUUUGAAGUAUCUUUGCGGUUCCGUUCUCACCGAGUAGCCUUUUGUGCAGAUGUUACCAAAAUGUAUCGCCAAGUUUUGGUACAUCCAAUGGACCGUGACUUCCAACGCAUCGUUUUCCGCGAGGAACCGGAUCAGCCAAUCAGACACUACCGGCUGUGUACUGUAACAUACGUAGAGGCUAUCAAGCGCAACUUUUACGUCGACGAUUUUUUAUCCGGUGCAGAAGACGAAGAAAAGGCAAUCCAGCUGAAAAACCAAGUGGUCGAAAUUCUUUCCUCGGCUGGUUUCGAACUCCGUAAAUGGUCUUCGAACAACAAAAAUCUUCUGUCAAAUAACGACAAUGAUAAAGCUACCCCGGUUCCGGUGAAAAUGUUGAAUGAUAGCGAGACUGUGAAGGCACUGGGAAUCAACUGGUAUCCAUCCGAAGACAAAUAUGGAUUCAAGGUCAACUUCUCCCCAUUUAAUGUCAAUACUAAGCGUCAGAUGAUUUCAGACUCAGCAAGACUUUUUGACCCGUUCGGUUGGUUGGCGCCAGUAACGGUUAAAAUUAAAAUUCUCUACCAGCAACUUUGGCUCUUCGACGUCGCAUGGGAUGAUCCAUUGCCAUCCGUUGUUGGAAGUGAAUGGCAAUUUCAUGGGUUUUCGGACGCAUCCGAGCAAGCGUUUGCUGCUGUCGUAUAUGCGAGAACAGUUGAUGAAGAGAACAAUGUGUCGGUGGUACUUGUAGCUGCCAAAUCACGUGUGGCGCCAAUCAAGCAAAUCUCUCUACCUCGACUGGAGCUUAAUGGUGCACAUCUUCUCACGGAUCUGAUGCGCAGCAUUACCGAGGCUUUGCCUAAUGUGCAGGUUGAACAUUUUGCAUGGACUGAUUCGUCUAUCGUUCUUCAAUGGCUGAGUUCUCAUCCUCGUAAGUGGAAAACCUUCGUGGCGAAUCGGACUGCCGCUAUACUAGAAUACCUUCCACGGAGCUGUUGGCGACACGUUGCUAGUAAGGAAAACCCCGCUGAUUUGGCAUCGCGUGGUUUGUUGCCGACUGAAAUUAUUCAAAGUCAAUUGUGGUUUCAAGGAGCACCUUGGUUAAUAAAGGAUGAGUCCGAAUGGAAGCAAGAUCCACCGCUGCAGCCUGUCGAUGAAGAAGUCUUGGAAGUAAAGCGGAUUAAAACUUUCCAUUCAACAAUGUCAAAAACUGACUACGAAAUUGAAAAGCAGCUGAUCACCGAUUGUUCCAGUUUUUCGCUUAUGGUACGCACGUUGGCUACUGUGCAUCGUGCCGUACAAAACUUUAAGUCUAUUGGGCAUAAUCACCAAACCGGCGAGCACCAUACGGGUGAGUUAAAUCCAGAUGAACUGCAUCGAGCGAAGGUUAAACUGCUGCAAGCAGCUCAGCACGACGAAUACAAUCAAGAGUUGGAGCUACUUAGAAGGGGUAAGUUUUUGCAACCCAAGCACAAUAUUUCUGCCCUGCAUCCUUUUCUGGAUGCUGAAGGAACCAUGCGCGUCGGCGGCCGUUUGCAAAAUUCAGCUCAACUGUAUGACAUGAAACACCCCAUCAUACUGCCUCAAAAGCAUCGAGCUACGGAACUACUAGUGCGUGAUUUACACCUUCGUGAUCUCCAUGCAGGCUCUGCUCUGUUGACGGCAACCAUUCGUCAACACUAUUGGAUAGUCGGUUGCCAGACGGUAGUUCGUAAGGUGGUUCAAGGAUGUACACGAUGUGUACGUCUUAAGGGAAAAACAGCUAGUCAGUUGAUGGGCAGUCUACCACCAGCCAGAGUGCUCGCCACACGUGCCUUUUCACAUGUUGGUGUGGAUUAUGCUGGUCCUAUCCAGCUUAAAGCAACGUGCGUUCGCAGAGUCAAAGGUCACCAAGGGUACAUCGUCGUGUUUGUGUGCCUCUCAACUCGUGCUGUACACUUAGAAGUGGCAAGCGACCUUUCAGCUGACACGUUCAUUGGAUCUUUGAAACGUUUCAUCUCACGCCGUGGUUAUCCUGUUGAGAUUCGGUCGGACAACGGGACCAAUUUUGUUGGUGCUGACCGUAAGUUGCGUGAAUUUUUCGAACAGAUUCAUUCCUCCAGCAAGAAUGCCAGUCGCUAUUUUGGCAAUUUGGGUAUCAACUGGAUUUUCAACCCGCCCUCGGCGCCACACAUGGGCGGAAUAUGGGAGGCCGCCGUGCGAAGCGUUAAGAAGCAUCUCCUAGCUGAGCUUGGUGAAACAGCAAUCACUUUUGAGCACAUGUCUACGCUUUUGUGCCAAAUUGAGUCAUGCCUGAAUUCGCGUCCAUUGUGUCCCUUAUCAAGCGAUCCUGACAGCGCCGAAGCUUUGACGCCAGGGCAUUUUUUAAUUGGUCAUUCCAUGAAUCUUGUUCCUGAGCCUGAUGUGAAACAUUUGCCAGCUAAUAGACUUGAUCGAUGGCAAGAAGUGCAGCAACACACUGAAAGGAUUUGGAGUAGAUGGAAGGACGAAUAUCUGACAUGCCUUCAACCUCGCAGCAAGUGGCGUACUGCUCAGCCCAACAUCACAGGGGGCCAGUUGGUGCUGGUAAAAAACGAUAACGCUCCUCCCGCACAAUGGGAGCUAGCUCGAGUAGAGAUGGUUCAUCCAGAUGCAUCUGGAGCUGUGCGUGUGGUGACGUUGCGCAGAGGUUCAACUGUAUACCAACGACCAAUCCAUAAGCUGUGCAUCCUUCCGACAGAUUGA